Molecule: messenger RNA, 1105 nt
Organism: Ipomoea nil (Japanese morning glory)
Lineage: Eukaryota; Viridiplantae; Streptophyta; Magnoliopsida; Solanales; Convolvulaceae
Product: protein YLS9-like
Exons: 1
Coding region: 85-840 (251 amino acids)
Cellular component (GO): plasma membrane
Source: RefSeq, a predicted model, not a curated record
CCUUCAUCUCACAGAGAGAGAAAGAGAGAGAGAGAGAGAGAGAGAGAGGAUCUAAUUCCAUACAAAUAACUUAUAGCUGCAGUUAUGGCUGAUAAAAGUGACAAGAUCAACCCAACAGCCAAGCUUCCCCCCGUCGCCGCCGCCACCAACGGCGGCGCUAAGUCACAGACUUACAAUGCCCCUCGCCCCAUGUACCGCCCCAAACCGCCGUCUCGCCGCCGCGGCAGCCGCAGCUGCGUCUGUUGCUGCUGUCUCUGGAUCACCUUCCUCGUCAUUAUUCUCGUCCUCCUUGUCGCCGGCGCCGGCGCCAUUUUCUGGCUGAUCUACCGCCCCCAGCGCCCCGAUUUCGUGGUCGACUCCCUCCAGCUCUCCCAGCUCGCCCUAACCUCCUCCGCGCUCACCUCCAAGUUCACCGUCUCCCUCUCCGCCCGCAACCCUAACAAGAAGGUCGAGUUCAUCUACGAUCCAAUUUCCGUCUCCGUGUUCUCCGGCGACGCCGCCAUCGGAUCCGGAACGAUACCUGGAUUCGAACACGGCGCCAAGAACACUACCGCGCUGAAAACUAACGUUGCGGCUGCCGGGGAGAGUCUCGACGCCGAUCAGGUUUCGGCGAUGAAAUCGGCGAUCAAAAACAAGAGCCGUUUCCCGGUGAAGAUAACGCUGGACACUAAGGUUAAGGUUAAAGCCGCCGGGCUGAAAACGAAGAGAGUUGGUAUCAGAGUAACUUGCGACGACAUUCGCGUCGCUGCUCCGGCCAAAAAGUCGCCGUCGAAAGCCACCAUUCCGAACGACAAGUGUAACGUUGAUGUCAGGUUCAAGAUCUGGAAAUGGAACUUUUGAAUACGAGUUUAAAUCUACAAAAAAAAAAAAAAAAAAACGGGUUGAUUUUUGUUCUACACAAACACAAUAAUUCUUUUUUUGUUAGAACAAAGAAGAAUUUUGUUGUAAUGAUACACAUACACAUAUACACAUACGUGUAAUUGGGUUUUGUGCAGUGUUUAGGAUUUGAAGGUGUGAUUCCUGCUUUAGAUAUUGUGCUUUGUGGAAAAAAGUUUGUACCAAAUGCCAAAUUAAAUUGUUGCAAGACUCAACUUGGUUUGCUUCA